Messenger RNA from Herpailurus yagouaroundi (jaguarundi), 1282 nucleotides. It is a transcript of the gene DUSP14, whose product is annotated as dual specificity phosphatase 14. Gene Ontology annotation, cellular component: cytoplasm. Gene Ontology annotation, biological process: protein dephosphorylation. The transcript has a single exon. Bases 26 to 622 code for a protein of 198 amino acids. Gene Ontology annotation, molecular function: MAP kinase tyrosine/serine/threonine phosphatase activity. The record is from RefSeq and is a predicted model, not a curated record. Lineage: Eukaryota; Metazoa; Chordata; Mammalia; Carnivora; Felidae.
UGCAAGUGUGAUUGCUGGCAUCUUCAUGGGCUCCAGAGGUCACAGCACGCUCCCACGGACUCUCAUGGCCCCUCGGAUGAUUUCUGAGGGAGACAUAGGAGGCAUCGCUCAAAUUACCUCCUCUCUCUUCCUGGGCAGAGGCAGUGUGGCCUCCAACCGGCACCUCCUCCAAGCUCGUGGCAUCACCUGCAUCGUUAAUGCUACCAUUGAGAUCCCCAAUUUCAACUGGCCCCAAUUUGAAUAUGUUAAAGUGCCUCUGGCUGACAUGCCCCAUGCCCCCAUUGGACUGUACUUUGACACUGUGGCCGACAAGAUCCACAGUGUGAGCAGGAAGCAUGGGGCCACGUUGGUGCACUGUGCCGCGGGGGUGAGCCGCUCGGCCACUCUCUGCAUCGCUUACCUGAUGAAAUUCCACAGUGUGUGCCUGCUGGAGGCGUACAACUGGGUGAAAGCCCGUAGGCCUGUCAUCAGGCCCAACGUAGGUUUCUGGAGGCAGUUGAUAGACUACGAGCGCCAGCUCUUUGGGAAGUCGACAGUUAAAAUGGUACAGACACCUUAUGGCAUAGUUCCAGACGUUUAUGAGAAAGAGUCCCGACACCUGAUGCCUUACUGGGGGAUAUAAUGCCACCAAAGCCUGCAUCAGCAGCCCCUUGAGCAGUACCAGCAUCUGCUACACACCGUCCGUUCCCCUCUUCACCUUUCUUUUCAAAUGGUUGACUCCUGGCUCUCCCUGAAGUGUUUUUUACACUGGGUGUUCAGGUUUAUUUUAAAAGAUGGGGGGUGGGGGGGAGGAACAUAAGGGGAAUGCAUACAUUGCUAGUAACAUUUUUAAAACUAACAUUUUGGAAUAGUGUUUAUGAAAAUCUUUAACUGGCUUUUAAUCAUUUUUAACAAUUUGAACAGUUUAAUAAACUGUUUGGUUCUGCUAUAUUCUGAAUCCCAUGCCUUUAGGCAUCAUGGCAGGUGCCAGAGGAGCUCAGUGCAAAAAUCACUUUGGGUCCUGAUUAACCCUUUAGAGACAAGCUUUGCCCAAGGCUGCUGACCACACAAAUGCUUAGGGAAGAUUGAUACCAGCUUCAGUCUCUACUGGAUUAGCUCUACUCUUUCCUUUCCUAUUUAGUGACUCUGUAAGUUAAAAAACAAAAACAAAAAAACCUUUGUUAUCUAGUUGUUAAGUAAUUAUAAUGAAAUCUGCUGCAAACACCCUCUUGGAAUCAUUGUGCCCCAGGACUACAUUAGCAUUAUUUUUAAUAAAUAUAUCUGCAUAACCUAUUAGAAUUUU